This is a messenger RNA of Trachemys scripta elegans, 3067 nucleotides long. RefSeq names its product translation initiation factor IF-2-like. The coding region runs from base 1 to 2373 and encodes 790 amino acids. Gene Ontology annotation, biological process: signal transduction. The transcript has 13 exons. Lineage: Eukaryota; Metazoa; Chordata; Testudines; Emydidae. The record is from RefSeq and is a predicted model, not a curated record.
AUGCCGAGCCCCGAGAGAAGGGAGUUGGCAGAGGCUGUUGUCCGCCACCUGCGCCGCGCCGGCGUGAGACUCAAGCGCUGGAAGCCCCCCCUGAGCGACUCGCCCUGCCAGGAGAAAUCUCCCCUGGCAUCACCUGCCGGCCCGUUCGGGACCCCGCUGCACGCGCUGCCCCUCUCGGAGAGUGUGGAGGGAGUACCGCGGUUCCUGGUGCAGAUCUGCGAGGCCCUGCGGCGGCAUCUGCACACGGAGGGGCUGUUCCGGAAAUCCGGCUCCGUGACCCGCAUCAAGGCCUUAAAGGCCCAGCUGGAGGCCGGGGAGAGCUGCCUGGACUCGGCUGCCCCCUGCGACCUGGCUGCCCUGCUCAAACAAUUCCUACGGCACCUGCCCGAGCCCCUGAUCCCGGCCGAGCUGCAGGAGCCCUUGUGCCGCGCCCAACAGCACCCAGCCGAGGGCGAGCGGGGCCCCCUCACCCUGCUGCUGAGCUGUCUGCUGCCCCGCCACAGCGCCCGCGCCCUCCGCUACUUCUGCACCUUCCUGCGCGACGUGGCGGCCAGGUGCCAGGAGAACAAGAUGGACGAGGCCAACCUGGCCGUGAUCUUCGCCCCCAACCUCUUCCCCAGCUGUGCGCUGAGUGACGCGCCGGGCGCCGAGCGGCGGCUGCUGCUCCAGGCGGGUGCUGUGCAAGCCCUGAUCAGCCACGCGCCCCACAUUGGCAGAGUCCCCCAGUUUCUCCUGGACAAACUCCCAGCUCCUGCCCCUGACCCAGACAGCGGCUGCCAGAGCCAGGCGGGGCCCGGGGAGGCUGGAGACGGGCUGACGGAGCGGAACCAGAGACUUCGCCGGAGGAGCGUUGGCGACAUUGUGAACGGGGCCCUGACCAAACUGAGAGUGGGGCGUGGCGCUGUGGGGCUGGGAGUGGACUCCCCGAGCGGCUCCAGCCUGGUGCCCCAGACGACCCCCUUCAGCGCCAAGCGCAAGGCCUUGGAGGAGCUGGUCCAGGAGGCCCUGCUGGGCACCAAGAAGCGGAGACCCGCUGUGGGGCCGGCUGGCUCGGAUCUGUCCACGGACGAGGCCGGGGACCCCUUGGAUCAGCCCCCGGAUGAUGCUCCUGCCAGCCCCCCCGAGGUCUUCACCGACAGCCCCCCAGAGCUGCCCCCCGCUGCAGGGACUCUGCCCCCCAGUGCCGGCCUGCACCGAAGGAAGAGCAGCUGCAAGAGGCAUCCUCAGAGGAAGCUCUCUGCCCGAUCCGCCCGCGGCUCCCCAGACCCCUUCGAGCGGCAGGACGCGGGGCGCAAAUCCUUGCGUAUUUUCGCCCGUAGCGGGAAGGAACUGCCUCCCCCGGACCUCGCCAAGCGGGACGCCAAGGCCCCCGAGCCCAGCAGCUGGCACCAGAUGAAGAGGGUGGUGGCAGACUCCCUGGAGGGGCACCGAGCCCCACAGAGCUGGGUCCCGCUGCCCUUGUCCAGGCCCACGGAGCCGGAUGAUGGGACACCUGCUGUGGAAGACCCCACUGCCGGGCACAGCAAGCGAGACCCCGUGUCCUGGGCGGGAUCUGCGGACGCCGGCAAGAAGCCGUGCACCAAGGAGCUGGACCUGGAGGCCUGGUUCGGAAGCUGCCCUGGGGUCCCCCGCAGGCAGCAGCGGGCCCUGCGCAGGUCCCUGAGCUGGCCGGAGGGCCUGUCGGGGGCAGAGGGCAGCGUCAACGACCCCCCAGGAGCAGCCGGGUCGGGCAGCUCCCCAUCCCGCCCUGGAGGAGGUGAGAUGGAGCCACUGGAUGAUGCCCCGGGGAGCCGACCUGGCCUGGAGCCGCUGGGCACGCCCAUGCUGUGCAUCACACUGGCCCCUGGCGGUACUGUGCCCGGCUGCCUGGGGGCUGGGGAGGGUGGCCCGGAGGAGGAGGAGCGGCCGGCUCCUGGCUCUCUUGCCCAGCAUCUUCCCAGCCCUGACGGUGCCCCCAGGCGCCAUGUGAAGCGACUGACCCUGGCCUUCCCGCGCUCCCCUGCCCAGCCCGCCGGAGCCGGCACCCCCAAGCGGGUGGCCCGGGGCCGGCGCUUCGGGCGCUCGCUCAGCCAUGAGAGUGCCCUGCCCAGUGGGGUCCAGGCCCAGGCCUCGGGGCGGGACGACUCUGGCCUGCAGCCCCCCAAGAGUCCACUGAGCUACUUCCGGGCCUGCGGGCGGCAGAUCUUGGUCAGCCACAAGCACCUCACCCUGGCCUUUGCGGGGCUGCGGGGCCGGAGGGAGCCAGGCAGGGCCGUGCCCACCGCCAGCCCCCAGGACGUGGCCCCCGCCGGCCCCUCCUGCGACCCCCAGCUCCAGCAGCUGCUGGGGGCCGAUCGGCACCACUCCCCAAAAUCCCCCCCUGCCAGCUACUAAACUCACUGCCAGCCAGGGCUCCCUGGAUCUGUGAAGGGGGGGCCCAGUCUGUCUGGUUGGGCUGGUGCACGCCUCCCCCCCCCCGAUUGUGCAGCAUUCCCCUGCCUUCGGGGGAGCAAACUGGGCCCGGAAGUUUGGAAUCCCCUGGGCUGCGACCGAGAGAUCCCCUCGCCCUCCGGACCUGCGUGUGACCCAAACCGGAUGGGGCUGACGGCCGUGCACCCCUGGGCACCGCCGCUGCCUCCCCUUAGCAGCCACGUCCUCACCUGGUCCCUUGGGCAGAAUUCUCUUUGUGCAUUUCAGCCCCCGGGCGGCAAUUCCCGAGCCGCUCUGCGCCCUCGCCCGCUGGCCUCUGGGGAGCUGGCUCGUCCUGGGGUCGAAUUCCCGGCAGAGAAAUCGGCCUUGGGUUUUUUUAUCCUGUUAUCGACUGGUACCAGCUCCUCGCGCCUGGGUUUCUGCUGCCAGCUUUCACGCCUUGGGCUGCAGGUUCUGCGUUUCGCUGUGGGGUGGAGGGGGGGUGAGAGCACACCGCUUGUUUCUGGAGACGGGCCGUGAUACAGAUACAAGGUGUAGGGACUGGGGUGUCUUUUUCCCAAGCCGGGGGCGUGCGGGGUCUCCCCUCGGGGCUGCACUCAAUACUUCUGAAAGCCAGAAGGCCCCUGGGGUCGAUGUUUCUUUCCUUUCAAAUGUUUAA